Ostrinia nubilalis (European corn borer) is the source of this 1522-nucleotide messenger RNA. Its product is annotated as guanine nucleotide-binding protein subunit beta-like protein 1. The record is from RefSeq and is a predicted model, not a curated record. Gene Ontology annotation, molecular function: protein binding. The transcript has 2 exons. The coding region runs from base 125 to 1093 and encodes 322 amino acids. Lineage: Eukaryota; Metazoa; Arthropoda; Insecta; Lepidoptera; Crambidae.
UCUUGUUUUUCUGUCAGUUUUGUGUUGUGCGUAGUUGUGGUUCAGUUUCUGAUGGCUUAAUUAAUUUUAUUAUUAUUUUAUUUUUCAUAUCCAAUUCAAUAUUUCGGCUUGAGCUUGACCAGAGAUGGCACUCUUACCUCCCGAUCCAGUUUACACCAUUCGUAACGUCGACAAUGUGCCUGUAUAUUCACUGGCAUUCAGCUUUCUACCGGGCGGUCUGGAAAGGUUACUAGCCGGCUCAAAAAACGGCUACGUUUAUGCAUACAACCUUCAGACUAAUCGUGUGCAACAGAAGAUUCAAGUCGGUCAAGCUCCCAUUCUGCACAUCGUCCACACCAACAGCCAUCUCAUCACACAGGAAAAAGGUGGGAAAUAUAAAAUUUUUGAAUUAACCAAUAGCGGCUACAAAGAAGAAGCCGUAAUCGACAUUGACUCCCCGGGCUUCUGCCGUUUUGAAGCCAACACAAAACUCGAAACAAUCUAUGUACCUGAUAAAGAAUCGAAAAUAUGCAUCUAUAAUUUUUCUGGAGAAAAACAAGGAUGUUUGGAGCCAGAAAGCGGAAAUCCGAAACUGGGAGAUCCAAUGUGCUUAAAGUACAUUGAGUUUCCGUCUGACAGACCAUGCCUGCUGGCCGGCUACGAGGCGGGAUGGCUCCUCCUCUGGGAUCUCAACACUAGUCAAUGCAUCGGCAAACUGCAAACAAAGGAAUGUCCUAUGUCUGUGGACUACCACCUUGAGCAACAAAGAGGCAUGAUCGGUAAUGCCUCGAACAUAGUGCAGAUUUUUAGUAUAGGAAAGAGAGACUUAAGCCUGGCCCAUAAAAUGGACAUCACUAUAAAGAAUCCAGGCAUCAAUAAAGUGCAGACUCGAUCUGACGGGAAAGUUUUCGCAUCAGGAGGCUGGGAUGGUCAUAUUCGUAUAUUCUCCUGGUUUUCGUUGCGACCCUUAGUUGUGCUCACAGAGCACAAGCAGGCUAUACAAGAUGUUGUUUACUCAACUGAAAAGGUAUCCCUGUGGAAGGCCAAUAUAAUGGCCGCCGGAGGACUCGAUGGUGCUAUUACCCUUUGGGAUUUGUAUAACAACAAAAACUAAGUUGCAUUUAUUAUUUGAACAAUAUAGAUGUAGUACAAACCUUUGGACAACCUACUUAUGAAGACAAGUAGUACAACAAGAUACGUUUCAUAAACACUUCAUAAGAUUUGAUUUUGUGAGCAUUGUGUAUGGAACAAUGCCAGUAUUGCCUUUACUUAAAAUGUUAGAUACUAUAAAAUUCAAUCAUCCAAUGAUGCUUUAAUUAAUUUGAGGAUAUAUAAUUUUAUAUAGAAUGCAAUAUUAUGCCAUUGUAAAUUUUAAUUGGAUCUCAUGUACAAAUGUUGGAAAUAGAGGCAUUUAGUGCCACGUCACGUGGACGCGCUCUUAGUUGUAAGUUAACAUGUUGAUUAAAGCAAUGAAUAUUUUCCAAGAAUGAUUUUUAGUAAUGUUUUUCAAUGAGUCAAGACAUUAAAGGCCUGCAGAACUUUA